This is a messenger RNA of Kockovaella imperatae, 4945 nucleotides long. Its product is annotated as raptor N-terminal caspase like domain-domain-containing protein. The record is from RefSeq and is a predicted model, not a curated record. NCBI's taxonomy places the organism in Eukaryota, Fungi, Basidiomycota, Tremellomycetes, Tremellales, Cuniculitremaceae. Gene Ontology annotation, cellular component: cytoplasm; TORC1 complex. The transcript is spliced from 14 exons. Gene Ontology annotation, molecular function: protein-macromolecule adaptor activity; protein binding. Bases 209 to 4789 code for a protein of 1526 amino acids. Gene Ontology annotation, biological process: regulation of autophagy; cellular response to starvation; cellular response to amino acid stimulus.
UGCUGGUGAUCCUGCUUCCUUGCAUUUCUGAUUCUCCCAAUCAUCUCGACUUCAAGCGACCCACUUGCCACCUUCCCCGGCCUCAGCUUGCAAGGCAGCCUGAGGAGCAGUAGCCUUCGAUUAACGGCUCACACUUCAAAAUCGCCGAGCUCGCUCGCUCGAUGCUGUCAGUCUUCACCUCUGUCACACUCCUCGUCCGACAAUCCGUAUGACGACCUUACCAUAUGCGCGUGACGAAGCUUCGACCUCUCACCACCAUGCCAACAAUCAUUUAUCCUACUCUCAGGCUGCUCUGGAUGAGCAUGCUGUAGCUGAAUGGGCGAAUAACGGCCAGCUAGUGGAUGAGCUGAGGGAUAACGAAGAAGAGCUGCAGGUGCAGGAUGGAGCGGCACUUCAGUACUGGGCUGCAAAGCGGCACAAGGGGGAAAAGAAGAAAGAUAAGGCGGAUGAGGAGUAUGUUGGGUGGAGACUCAAAUCUCGGAUGAAGACCUUCAAUGCGGGCAUGUUCAUCUGCUUAAAUAUCGGUGUGGAUCCGCCAGACGUAGUCAAAACCAAUCCUUGCGCAAAGCUGGAAUGCUGGCUGGACCCGACUGCGCUGCCUUCGACGAAAGCCAUCGAGGCAAUUGGGCGGAACCUACAACAACAAUUCGAGACUUUAAAUCCCAAAGUCAAAUACAAGAGCCACCUUGACCCCUCCAUUGAGGAGACCAAGAAACAAUGCGUAAACAUGCGCAAAGUUGCUAGAGAUGAAAGGGUUGUGUUCUACUAUAAUGGUCACGGAGUGCCAAAGCCCACCCACUCGGGAGAGAUAUGGGUCUUCAACAAGAACUAUACGCAAUACAUUCCUGUCAGUCUAUACGACCUACAAGAAUGGCUAGGAAGCCCAUGCAUUUACGUCUGGGAAUGCUCUGGUGCCGGCAAUAUUCUCAACAACUUUGGCAAACAAGCUGAGAAAAAGGACAACGAGGCUAGGAGCGCGGCGGUCAAUCAGACACAGAACAGCACACCAUCACGACCCGCAUCUGAUCUACCGGGAACUUCAUUCGCCGAUGCCAUUCAUUUGGCGGCCUGUACUGCGUCCCAAGUUUUGCCGAUGUCACCGGAUCUUCCUGCCGAUCUUUUCACUUGCUGUCUGACCUCACCUAUCGAAACGUCCUUGAGGCAUUUUGUCCUCCAAGACCCUCUCAAGCGAAACAUCUCGACCAGCAAGGAGGACCCGAGAUCACGUAUCACCGUUGACAUGGUCAUGCGUAUACCUGGGGACCUCAAAGAUCGACGCACACCGCUAGGCGAGCUGAAUUGGAUUUUCACCGCCGUCACGGAUACGAUCGCGUGGUCGUCGUUCCCCAGAGAGGUUUUCAACCGUCUCUUCCGUCAAGACUUAUUGGUCGCCGCUCUGUUCCGAAAUUUCCUACUGGCCCAGCGAAUUAUGACAAGCUAUCAUUGCACUCCCAUGUCUAUUCCUGAGCUACCAUCGACACACAAUCAUCCCCUCUGGCACUCGUGGGACCUAGCUGUGGAUGAGUGCCUCGCACAGCUUCCUGAUCUCUUGGAUCUGGAAGUAGCAAGAGAAAAGGGCCAGAUCACCAUUUCACCUUUGAGCACUUACCGUCCAUCCACCUUUUUCGCUCAACAUCUCCAAGCCUUUGAAGUAUGGCUUCAGCACGGUAGCUCUCUCCCUAAUCACCUGUCCCAUGCCAACAACAAGAAGGGGUUGACCCAUCGACCACCGCCCGAGCAGCUGCCCAUCGUCCUGCAAGUCUUGUUAUCUCAAGCUCAUCGUCUCCGCGCUCUGAUCCUACUCUCUCGAUUCGUUGAUCUUGGUCCUUGGGCUGUUCAUCUAUCCUUAUCUAUCGGCAUAUUUCCUUAUGUCCAGAAGCUCUUGCAAUCUCCAGCUGUGGAACUCAAACCAGUCUUAAUCUUUAUCUGGGCUCGAAUCCUUGCCGUCGACAAGUCUUGUCAGGUCGACUUGUUACGUGACGCCGGGUACAACUACUUUGCCCAAAUCCUCUCACCCUACCCAUCUACAGGCGUUCCGCUGGUCAUUCCCAACGCCAACGAACACCGAGCCAUGUGUGCCUUUAUUCUGUCCAUCUUGUGUCGCAAUUUCCGUCCUGGUCAAGCUGCGUGUCUCUCGAUCAACGUAUUCGACGCGUGUCUGGCUAGACUCCAUGAAGAUGACUGGUUACUUAAGACUUGGAGUCUGCUGUGUGUCGCUCAGAUAUGGGCUGACAAUGAUGAUGCCAAAGCAUUGUUCAUGCAGCAAUCGCCGAAGCAGACCCAUCAGCAAGACCUUUUGAGUCAGCUCAAAUCUUCAGCCGUGGAAGUCCGAGCGGCCGCUCUGUAUGCCUUUGGUACUCUGCUUGGAGCGAGCUCUGCGCCUAUAGACUCGCCAGAUAUCAAGGGCGGAGGCGGUACGGGUGCUCAGGUGGGUGUUGAGGAGACAGCUCAAUUGGAGAUCGAGGCGGGGCUGGCAUUUGCCUGUAUGAUGUCCGUCAAGGAGGACGCUUCACCGCUCGUGCGUAAGGAACUCGUUGUGGUGAUUUCUUGUGUCGUCAGAGAGUGGCGAGGAUGGCUGGUAUGUGCUGCAUGGGCAUACUUCGAGCAGGAAGCUCUCGCAGUAGCUCUGGAUCAAGGUGUUGAAGACUCUCCCGAUCUCGUCGGCAAAGCUUUGGAGGAAUGGGUCCGAUCCGGCGACAAAAAAGUGAUGGAGCAUCAACACAAUCUCACCCUACUGAGCAGCUUCAAAGUUCUAUUUGAGACAUUGUUGGAUUUGUCCGUCGAUCCGAAUACCGAGGUCGCCCUUAUGGCUUCUACGGUCGUGGACUAUGUCGUUGCUCUCCUGCUCGAUUCGGCUUUCUCAAGAGUUCGAGGCUCAGCAGUACAGAAAAUCGUUUCAAGACAUAGGAAACAAAGACCGGCUUUGGGACCUCGAGCCAUGUCGGCUGCACCUGGAAUGUCUGGUCGACUGACUCCUCAGCCGAACGGGACGCGGCCGAAUUUGAUCCGUGCAGAUACGGAUACGUCGAACCCUGGUUCCGCAUCUUCAACGUUGAAACGAAAUAGCUCAGUCGCCAAUGCACUUCGGUCUCUGGCUUCCAUGACGGGUCUCGUAUCUUCUGAAUCCCCAAAGUCCGAUACAUGGACACCCGAAUCGUCACCCGAAGUGUCCGUCGCUCCUCCUACACCAUCAUCUACAUCCUACAAAUCGCCUUACCCCGAUGCUUCGCACGAGCGUAUCACUCCAGAUUCCAACUUGCACUUGACUCGCGCUGGCUCUGUAUCAGCUAUUUCCAGGGCUAGAACAGCCAUGACGUUGUCCAUGUCUGGUAUAGAUGGUCAUAAUGACCCCGUAAGCCCAGCGUCCGUACUCAACGCCCUCACGGAGGAAGACAUGGAACGACUUCGGCGUCGUAGAGCACACGGAAGUCAAGCCGGUGGAGACGCAGAUGGCAAGUUGAAUAACAACGGUCUGGCGAGACAUGAUGAUUUGGGCUUGGGUACUGUAGCGAAGGAAGUCAAGGAUGAUGUCCUGCCUUUGAGAUCGGGCUUUUUCGACUGGGCCAUGGAGUAUUUCAAGGAGCCCCAGAUGAAGGUUCCCGAUGCGGACGAACCUGGAAGUACGACUUACAACCAACAGGCCUGGAGGCAUAUACGAAAUGAAAGUGCUUUAGAGCGCGGUCGUUCGUCUGAGGAGUAUGCGGCCCAACAUUCAUGGGAAUCCGAAGCUGGGAUCAUACAUAAUGAUUCUUGGCCUUUGCAGGUCGCCUUCCACUCCUAUGACCCCGUCAUGGCCGUCACUGAUGACGCGGAUGGCAUUUGUCUAUGGGACUGGCAGACGCGCACUCGGAUCAACAAGUUUAGCAACACAAACGUUACAGGUAGCUGUAUCUCAAGUCUUCAUUUCAUCAAUGAGAUGGCGUCUUCUCUGAUGCUGACAGCGUCAACCGAGGGCAGUGUUCGCAUCUGGCGUGAUUAUGAUACACCCGGCGAGACUCAGUUGGCGAGCUCUUUUCGUGCGAUUUCGGAAACUUUUCCUGUUGGCCAGAGCAGCGGUGUAUUGACGGCUUGGCAACAACACCAUGGUCAUUUGCUGGUCGGAGGAGACAUGAAGGUUGUCAGGCUAUGGGACGCAACGGUCGAGCGGCACCUCAGGGACAUGCCCACACAGGCUGGAUCCAAUCUCACAGCCAUUGCAUCUGACGAACCUGACGGUAAUGUCUAUGUCACUGGAUUUGGAGACGGUGUGGUCAGGUUGUUUGACAAACGGAUGGAGAGGGCCGAUCAAGUUGUUAUACAUACCUGGAGAAAGCAUCACACGUGGAUCCAGAGUGUCCAUGUUCAGCGCGGUGGUUUAAAAGAGCUCGUCACGGGAAGUAUGAACGGAGAGGUCAGGAUAUGGGACGUUAGAUUCCCCGACGCGCCCUUAUACGAGCACGUCGCUCAACCUACGGGUCUCAUGGCAUUGGCCGUUCAUCCCGGCGCGUCAGUCUUUGCAACGACAUCUGCACCGACAAGCCAGUCUUACCGCCAGAAACUAGUCAUUGAAGGAUUCCCUGAUCCUGCCAAGCCGAAAAUCUUGUCAAAACUUAGCAUCCCAUCGUCUCCUGCGUACCACAUUGGAAAUCGGUCACCGGGUUUCAUGCCUUCCGCUUCGAGUCUGGUGUUCCAUCCGGUCGAAGAUAUUAUUGCCGUUGCUGGAUUCGAAGCUUCCGGGAAUAUACGGAUGCUCAAGUGUCCCAUUCCUAGCGGGGUUCUGGCAGAUCAUACGACGAGCAAUGGAUUCUGAGCCCCUGUGGACCUUAAUUGUGGCAUAAUACGGAUGGCUGAAAGUGUCGCUCGUAAUGUUGUAUUGUCGGCUGAAUAUUCGCUCCACAAAGGGCCUCUCCUAUCUUUGGAUAUCUUGAUCUUUCGCAUAGAUCAUCGCAUGAAUUGCGUGACUGGA